Molecule: messenger RNA, 780 nt
Organism: Paramecium pentaurelia
Lineage: Eukaryota; Ciliophora; Oligohymenophorea; Peniculida; Parameciidae
Source: the annotation of a GenBank genome assembly
AUGACAUAAUAGUUUAAUGUACUAUGGAAGAUAGUAAUAUUAGUUGAAACUUUAUCAGUAACUCUAAAAUUGGAUAAUUUUGUUUCUUGGGAUUGGAUAUAAGUAUUAUGGUUGUUUUUAAUAUUACUAAUAUUAAAUGGAGUAAUAACUUUUGUAUCAGUUCUAUAUUUUAUAAUAAAAGUAAUUCCAACUUUGAUAAAAAAGAAUGAAAAAUAAAGAAGUAUUUAAUAUUAUUAAUAUAAAGUUUCCUAUUAUGUGUAAUUUGUUCUAUAUUAGACAACAAUAUUUUUGACAAAUAUCUUUUUAUAUAUCAAUCAUUAUGCCUUGAUAAUAAUUCUACCUAUUUUAUUCAUUAUUUUAACAUUAUUCACUUAUUACAAAAAGAGAGAUUUGGAAUUAUAUUAUACAAAUUUCAUAUUUAAUUUAGAAAUUGGAAAGGAUUUAGAAUAAAAACAAUAACCUUAUGAAUAAGCAACAACAAUUUUAUAAAGAGUUUCAACUAAUUAUUAUAAACCAAUUAUGACAAAUGUUGGAUAAAGAUAAUCAAGUUAACCACCAAUGUUAAGUAAUGAUUUAUAAUCUGUGAAUUCUGAAGAAUAAAAUUUAUGCAUUAUAUGUUAAGAUAAAAUUGGAGAAAAGAUUUUUAUGCCUUGUGGUCAUGGCAAAUUUUGUGCUCAUUGUAUAGGAAAUACUGAAGCUUGCUUUCUUUGUCGAAAUGGAAUUACUUAAAUUCUUACAGUAUAAUAAGAACAUAUAAGUUUUGGAAUUGUUGCUAAAUGA